AUGUGCACUAUUCAGACGCUUCUGUGUGUGAAACAAGUGAAGCAAGAUGCUGCAGAAGAGUGGGAUGAGAGUAUGCCAUUGCCUGGAGACAUCAUCGAAGGCUUUUACAUUUGCGAGAUUGAUAUUCAUGGCGAUGAGUUUUUUGUGCCCACGAAAGCUAAGUCUGAGCUUAGUUCAGAGCUUGCUAAGAUUAACAACCAACGUAUAGAGGUCAUAUGGGUCAAGGUCAGAAGGGGUGAUGCCAUUCUCAAGCUCCGGGUGCGUGUUGUGGUGGAGAGGCUUUCCGUGCUUCAAAAGAAGUAUAGCAUCAGAGCAGCCACAGAUGACAGACAUGUUGCAGUCAUAGGGGACUUGACCUCGAAUGAAUGCACCGAGCUGCAAGAAAUGAGCAAGAGUUUGGUAAAUGUGGAAAAUAGAGGGUUUAACAAAAGAGGAGUAAAUAUGACUGGAAGAUGAAAGUGAGCAAGUAUUUGCCUGACCGCCGUUGCACGGUUGUUAGCUCUAUCCUGUUCAUGCCAAUGCAGGGUGAGCACUGCACUGAGGCCACAACAGCAAGGUGCAUGGCUUGGUUUUCUGCAGCAGUUUCUUCAGGAGCUCCUCUU
Molecule: messenger RNA, 602 nt
Organism: Argentina anserina (silverweed cinquefoil)
Lineage: Eukaryota; Viridiplantae; Streptophyta; Magnoliopsida; Rosales; Rosaceae
Exons: 2
Coding region: 1-456 (151 amino acids)
Source: RefSeq, a predicted model, not a curated record